CAAUAUUCGAACGAGUUAAAAGCAUUAUUUGACGGUGUUAGAGCAACAGGAAGAUUUUCAUGGGGACCAUCAAAAGAAGGGUUUCCUACUGAUGGCACUCAAUCACAAUCACAAACGUACAUUAAUCUUGACAUUGGAUCUCUUGAGACACCUUCUUCGCCAAAUGGUGACGCGGAAAAACAUGGCAAUAAACGGCAAAAGAAAAACAAGUCCGAUGAUCUUGAUAAACAACUGCUUGAAGCUCUUCACACUUUACAAAGUUCUGAUGGGCCAACACUAGAAGAAUGCAAUCGUACUCUGGAUGAGAUGCAACUUUUUGACAUGAGCGACCCAUUAUAUAUAGUUGCAUGUAGCAUUUUUUGCGAGAGCAAGGCACACAGGGAGCAAUGGAUGCUAUUACAUCAAAAACCAGAAGUAGUUAGAAAAAGCUGGAUAGAGUUGAAUGGCAAGAAGUUAGGAUUACUUUGAAUUAUAGUGAAUAGGCAGUUGAUUUUGAAGUUGAGACAUUGCUUGAGCUUGAGCUUGUUUUUUUUUUCUUUUUCUUUUUGAUUACGUUUAGGAAUGGGUUUGUUUGGAAAUUGGAAUUGUUUUUGUUAUAAAGUUUAAUUUUUAUACCUUGGUAUUUUCUGGUUGACAUGUCAUGAUAUUUAUCUCAUUUUUAUCUAAUUAAAUACUUGCAAUGUUUGGCGCAGCAUGUUGUCUGAUAAGCAAAAGAGCGCAUUAAAGAUUAUCGCACUUAUUUUGAUCAUCAAAAUAUUGAGGAAAAAACGUAUUGGAAGAAGACUUGAUACUGACUCUAUGCUUACCGGACCUGGAUAUAUGAAAGAACUUGUAACAGGAAACCCCGCACAUUGUCAGGAAAUGUUACGGAUGAAAAUAGAAGCAUUCGUAAGCAUGUGUCAUCACUUUCGUAUUAGAGGAUGGCUUCAAAAUAGUCGUUACAUAUCUGUAGAAGAAAAGGUCGCAAUGUUUCUCAUAGCAUUGAGUCACAAUUUACGGAAUCGUUUUGUCAAAAGAAGAUUCAAUCAUUCAACACAAACAAUACAUAGGUACUUUUAUGAAGUAUUGCAUGCGAUGCUGAACUUCUCAAAAGAGAUGAUUGUUAACACACCUUAUGAUCAGCCGGCACAUCAAAUACGAGAGAACCGUCGUAUUAGACACAUAUUUCAGGGUGCGAUAGGUGCGCUUGACGGAACUCUUAUUUCAGCAGUUGUGCCACGUGAUCAACAAAUUCCAUACAGAGGACGAGGAAGGGGAGAAUGUUACCAAAAUGUGCUUGCUAUAUGUGACUUUGAUAUGUUGUUUACGUUUGUGUGGGCUGGUUGGGAAGGGGUAGCACAUGACUCACGGGUGCUAAGAGAAACUAUGAGUGAUCCAGCUAACAACUUUCCAAUUCUUCCUCCAGGAAAAUACUUUUUAUGUGAUGCAGCAUAUACUCAUACUCGUAGAUUUAUGGCACCAUACCGGAAUGUGCGGUAUUGGUUAGCUGAUUUCCAAAAUGGUCAACGUCCUAGGAAUAAAGAAGAGCGAUUCAACCUCGCACAUGCGAGGUUACGGAAUGUGAUUGAGCGUGCUUUUGGAGUUCUGAAGUCUCGUUUUCCAAUACUAAAAAGGAUGUCAUCAUAUCCUUUCGCGGUACAAAGAAAUAUGGUGAUUGCUUGCAUAACCAUGCACAAUUUUAUUCGGAGGACUUGCAUUUCAGAUCAAUUUCUUGACGAAUUCAACGAUCCAAAUGCUUCUUACGACAAUGCUCAACAUCAUGUGGAUAAUUUCGAAGCAGGUGGAGGAUCGACCCAAGCUGAUCAAAUUUUUAUGCUCACCUUACGAGAGCAAAUUGCAACGCAUUUGAAUGCUAUAAACUACUCUUGA
Messenger RNA from Rhododendron vialii, 1869 nucleotides. RefSeq lists its product as uncharacterized. The record is from RefSeq and is a predicted model, not a curated record. The transcript is spliced from 3 exons. NCBI's taxonomy places the organism in Eukaryota, Viridiplantae, Streptophyta, Magnoliopsida, Ericales, Ericaceae. The coding region runs from base 694 to 1869 and encodes 391 amino acids.